CAUUACUUAACGAUGAGCCUGAAUGGUUUCCUACGCGUAGAGUUUAUGAUUGACGACAGCACGGAAAAUGAGUACACGAUAAACUUACGAUUCAAAGUGUGCAUGGAAAGUGCAUUUGAAUGUAACCGUGACAUUGAAAUACUUCGAAACCACGUUGUGAAACGAAAGUGUGAAUUUAAACCAACCUUUCAAAUUCCAGGCUUCUCAUUAGAUAGCUGGAAAUCUAACAAUUCAAUGCCACCAGAUGCUGUACUGACAGACAAACAAAAAGAUGAACUGAUGCAACAAAUGGGCUUGAAUCAUUUUCUUCUGAAGGAACCGUGUAUAAUAAAAGCUAAUGUGACAGGAGAUGGCUUUGAGGUCGUUCACUAUGAGCCGAACGCUUCAUGUAUAGCUACAAAAGAUAGAGAGAGCUUCGAUUGUUGUAUUGAGUCAAAAGUCCUUGGAAGAAAUCUGUGGAUGAACUUUACCCUAGACCCAUGCAAUUAUAGAAUGGAGAUGAACCUGGAAAAUAUUCAACAAAAAUACGCUUUGCUUGGUUAUGAAUGGGGAACAAUGCAUUCAUUGUCAACUAAAGGUAUCUGGCGCACAGAGUAUAUGGUUACAAACGUGCAGUCACAGCACGAGUUUGAUCUGGAUAUAUCGCUUCAGCAAUGUUAUGAGACAACAUGUAAACAGUCACCGUUCAUCGUUGCUAAAGAUACCCGUAUACCUUAUCCCACGUGCGAAAACGUCACCAAAAAUGAUACACGUCAACCAUAUUACGGAAUAACGCAUGACUUCUGGAAACAGCCGAUAUGCACAGCUGAAAACUUAACCGCAUCUACAAGUACAUGUAGUCCUUUACCAGGCGAGCUUCAGAACAUUUGUGCUUGGUCCCCAGACUGCUCAGGAAUUCAGUGUUGUACGGAAUUUUAUUUUAGUGAGGGCAAACGGAAUGUAAUGCUAGAAUUUCAACAUGAUUGUGCCGACGACAAGUUUCAAUAUGGAAUUGAAAACAAGAAAUGGAGUAAACCAAUUAAAGAACUUAGCAGUCCUAUACACGAGGAUAUAGCUGAUGCAAUCUUCAUAGAUAUGAAUGUAACCAAUACUGCAUCGGUAAGCUACGACGUAUCAGUUACCAUAACAGUAUGUACAGGUACUCGAAAUUCAUUCGACUGUCAGCUCAACUUCCGAAUGGCGCAGAAACUAACAUGCGCAAUUGCUGGAAGACGACGACGACGUCAAGCCGUCCAAGAUGUUGUUACUCUUGGAAUGGACAUAAAAGAAGCAGUGACUAUUUUAUUGAGCCAAGGGACAUCGCAAGAAAAUAUACAGCAAUUCAUUAACGAUGCUAUCAAAUACCAGAAUGAUAAAAAAGCUCAAGUAUGGGAAGGCGAAGAACUAAGUGACUCAGAUGCUAGCACUGGCUAUGCAGCUACUGUUAAGGCAUUAGGAGAGCAUAACCCUCAAAACUUGAAACACAGAAAAUCAGAAGGCUAUGUCAAAGUAGAUAUCAAGGGCGCCGACAAAAUCGUGAAUAUGAUCGGAAAAGUAAAUGACAUUGGUACCCGCGCUGAUCAAUUGUUUGUUGUUGGAAAGGGACUUUCAAAGAAAGGGACGGACUUACUCGGUGCAGAGCUUGCAAAUAUGACUAUUGGUGAUUUAGAAGCAAUGCUGGAAACCAAUAAAGUCGAUCCUACCAUGAUUGGAAAACUUGUUCAUAAUUUUAUAGAUCUAGCUAAAGCCUUGUAUUCUGAAGUGGUUGAAAAAUUAUUCUCCGGAGGCCUUGGCAACCCUUUCAAAUCCUUUGACAUCUCGUUGACUGGACGAUUUGCAAUGCCGAGGAAAAAUAUUGAGUUAUUUAAAUAUGAAAAAAUAUUUAACCUGGGAGGUUUCAUUUCACUAAAAUUUUCAUUUGGAGCUAAUGGCUAUUAUGGCUUGAGUUUUGGAUGGGAAGGAAAACUUAUUGCUCAAACAGCAGGAGCCACUGUCGUACCUUACGGAGGGUUGACCUGUUAUGGAGAAGUUGAUGUGGGUUAUAUACUAUAUGGCAAGCUUCAAUUGGAAGGAGAUAUCAUGGACCUUAAGUUUCCUACCCGUGCUGAAAUUAGAUUUUCAAAAUUUCCUUUGGACGUGACAUUAAAAAUGGAUUUGGAACUAACCCCAGUCAGACUUCGAUUGAUUGGCUUAGUAAUUCUUGAAGUAAAAAUACUAUUCAUAAAGGUUAAAAAGACACUAUUCAGCAAAAACAUUUGGGAAUAUACGGCGCCAACUAUAAAAAAAAACAUGAUCGACGUUUCAACGAAAGAACAAGACGAAUCGCCACCUCAGUUCUCACCUGUAGUAAACAAGAAAGGCGCGGUAGACGAAUAUCCGUCCGGAGGGGCCUUUGUUUACAGGGGUUUAUGUUGA
Ruditapes philippinarum (Manila clam) is the source of this 2394-nucleotide messenger RNA. RefSeq lists its product as uncharacterized. NCBI's taxonomy places the organism in Eukaryota, Metazoa, Mollusca, Bivalvia, Venerida, Veneridae. The transcript is spliced from 16 exons. The coding region runs from base 13 to 2394 and encodes 793 amino acids. The record is from RefSeq and is a predicted model, not a curated record.